AUGGACCCAUGGAUCAGCAGCCAGCCUUCUCUGAGCCUUGACCUGCACGUCGGCCUGCCGCCGCUCAGCCUCCACCAGGCGCCGAUGGCCGUCGCCUUGGCCAGGCCCAAGGUGCUCGUCGAGGAGAACUUCCUGCCUCCAAAGAAAGAACCAGAGGUAUACAUAUAUAUCCAUCCAUUCUUGCUUAAUUGGUGUGGGGGUGUUGUGUUCGACGACGAGCCAAGAGCCCAAGAGUCUAACGGAUUGUUUGAUUCGACGAUGACCCAGGUCGCGGCUCUCGAGACGGAGCUGCAGCGGAUGAGCGAGGAGAACCGGCGCCUGACGGAGGCGCUGGCCGCGGUGGCGUCCAAGUACGAGGCGCUGCGGAGCCAGUACACGGAGAUGGUGGCCACCGCGGGCGGAAACCCGUCGUCCACGUCGGAGGGCGGGUCCGUGUCGCCGUCGCGGAAGCGCAAGAGCGAGAGCAUGGACACCGCGCCGGCGCCGGCGCCUGCCGCCGCCGCGCAGCACCCUGGCCCGCACCCGCACCUGCACCCGGCGGUGCCGGCGGACCAGACGGAGUGCACCUCGGGCGAGCCGUGCAAGCGGAUCCGGGAGGAGUGCAAGCCCAAGGUGUCGAAGCUGUACGUGCACGCCGACCCCGCCGACCUCAGCCUGGUGGUGAAGGACGGCUACCAGUGGCGCAAGUACGGGCAGAAGGUGACCAAGGACAACCCGUGCCCGAGGGCCUACUUCCGCUGCUCCUUCGCCCCGGCCUGCCCCGUCAAGAAGAAGGUGCAGCGGAGCGCCGACGACACCUCCAUCCUCGUGGCCACGUACGAGGGCGAGCACAACCACGGCCAGCCCCCGCCGGCGCCGUCGCCGUCGCAGGCGCAGGCAGCGCACGACGGCUCAGGCUCGGCGGGCGCCAGCAAGAACGCCGCCGCCGUCGCGAAGCCGCCGUCGCCGCCGAGGCCGGCCGCUGCCCUCGCCCCGGCGCCGCACCGCCCGCAGCUGCAGCUCCACCAUCACCAGCAGCAGCAGCAGCAGCAGGGACGCCGUGGCGAUGAACGGCGAGCAGCCCGUGGGCGCGGCGGCCGCGGCGGCGUCGGAGAUGAUCCGGCGGAACCUCGCGGAGCAGAUGGCGAUGACGUUGACGCGGGACCCCAGCUUCAAGGCGGCGCUCGUCACCGCGCUGUCCGGCCGGAUCCUCGAGCUGUCGCCCACCAAGGAUUGACAGACGUGUCGGAUCGGAUCGGAUCGAUUGGCAUCACACACGAGAUUCUUGCUCAGAUUGUGUUGCGCGCACGCGGCAAUGGUCAACAACUGCGCUGGCUGCCUCCUCUGUUCAUCACUGUUAGAGCGAAACAGCGUUAA
This is a messenger RNA of Miscanthus lutarioriparius, 1356 nucleotides long. NCBI's taxonomy places the organism in Eukaryota, Viridiplantae, Streptophyta, Magnoliopsida, Poales, Poaceae. The record is from the annotation of a GenBank genome assembly.